CUCGCCAUCUUUGGCGCCAGGGUGGGUCGUCGCAAUGACUUGCUGACUGAGUCCUCAUUCGGCUAACAAAUUUCUGGCAGCUUGAUUCUAUCUCGGAAGCAAAGGACGUUCUCGAUGCUUUCAAUAGCUCCUCGCUGUGCAUCACAGGCAAUGGUAGCAAGUUGGCCAGGUGGGACGCACGGCUGGGUUUUACAAAGCACCCGUUCGUCUCGACGAUCCGCUCCCUCAAUGCCGAUGGUGGCCUCGUACCGAUGAUGGAUCUCGUCGCAACGCGUAUCUACCCGAUGGCAUACAUCGAGGAACAUAUGUUGAAAAGGAAUGAUGGGCUCAGCGACGCCCACAACGAGGAAGAUGAGAGAGCGCUAGAAGCGAAGUGGAUGGAGGACAGGGAGAAAGCUAAGCACGCUGUAGCGCGCGAGAUGGGGGAAGAUCUGAGCAAAUUAGAGAGGGUCGUCCGGAUCCUCGAGGACGAGCUCGAGUCGUUUGAGGACAAGAUUAUGGUGUCUGGUGAGUCAUCUUUCCUUCAGUCUUUCCAUUUGCCUGUCCCAUCUCAUGUACGUCACUUUCAGCGAGCGCAGAGGAGUGCGAGGGAAUCCUGGACGCGAUGCUCGAGUCUUCGACGCCUGCGAGCUACGUCAAAGUGCCUCACACGAUUCCAACCCUUACGUCCUUGGCACACGAGCGCUACCGCCGUGCCAUCCAUCUACACGAGUACGAGAUGGAGCAGGAGACGGACAAGAUCUGUCCACCUCGCAAGGUCAGGAGCUUUCGCCUCAUCCGCUUCAGGGACGUGCAGCCCUGCGAUGUGGCAAUCAAGCUCGAAAGUGGUGGAGGUUCUGAAGAGACAAGGAAGCCGCCUGUGGAGCUUGGUCAGGGCCUAAGCGAAAAAAGGUCGGCGUGCAGGAGGAGCCUGCUUCUGCAUGUCUGGGACGUCGACAAGAUGCAGGGCGGCAAAAAUGCCUUUGUCGUCGGACAGAAGUACCGAGUCUCCAACCUGUCGCCGACGCAGAGGGGCGCUUGGGUGGGGGGACCAAAUGCAGAGACCGACGUCUAUCUGACGACGAGGAGGGACACAAAG
This is a messenger RNA of Acaromyces ingoldii, 1078 nucleotides long. RefSeq lists its product as hypothetical. The record is from RefSeq and is a predicted model, not a curated record. The transcript has a single exon. Lineage: Eukaryota; Fungi; Basidiomycota; Exobasidiomycetes; Exobasidiales; Cryptobasidiaceae. The coding region runs from base 252 to 881 and encodes 209 amino acids.